Molecule: messenger RNA, 3014 nt
Organism: Penaeus indicus
Lineage: Eukaryota; Metazoa; Arthropoda; Malacostraca; Decapoda; Penaeidae
Product: 4-hydroxybutyrate coenzyme A transferase-like
Exons: 9
Coding region: 128-1552 (474 amino acids)
Biological process (GO): acetate metabolic process
Cellular component (GO): mitochondrion
Molecular function (GO): acetate CoA-transferase activity
Source: RefSeq, a predicted model, not a curated record
ACCAAGGCGGAGGCGGACGCGCGUUCUUCGUUCGCUCGGAUUCGGACUGACCACCGACGUUCCCCUUUUCUCUUCUCCGAUUUCUGGUUGUUUUCCGUGAUCUCGUUUAGCAUCUCCGCGGAUAGACAUGGCGGCGCCGUGGAGGACCUUCCUGAAUUGCGUCCUAAGGCAGACGUCCUCUCCCAGGCCUUCGAGGAAUGUAAAGAAUUACUAUACGUAUUCCCACGAGCCUUUCCACCCCCUCAAACGGCAGCCUGUAUGGCAGACAGCACAGGAGGCAGUGUCAGUCAUCAAAUCAGAUGACGUGGUGUUCGUGCACGGGGCGGCAGCGACUCCUCUUAAACUGGUGGCUGCCAUGACGGAGCACGGGAAGGCCUCCCAGAUCUCGAACGUCCGCGUCUGCCACAUCCACACAGAGGGCCCGGCAGAUUACACGAAGCCUGACUGCGAGGGGAUCUUCCGGAGUAACUCGUUCUUCAUCGGGUCGAACUGCCGGGAAGCCGUCAACGAUGGCCGGGCCGACUGCGUGCCGAUCUUCCUCUCUGAGAUUCCGCUGCUCUUCCACCGAAGAAUCAUUAACAUUGACGUCGCUCUCGUCCAGGUGUCUCCCCCAGACAAACACGGCUUCUGUUCCCUGGGCACGAGCGUCGAUUGCGCCCGGGCAGCUGUCAUCAACGCGAAGUAUAUUAUUGGGCAGGUCAACCCAUGUAUGCCGCGGACCUUCGGCGACGGCGUAAUCCAUAAGAGCCAUUUUGAUGCGAUGGUGGAUGGGAUCGACAACCUUCCGGAGCACAAGCCCAAGCAGCGGACCGAAGUUGAAAAUGAGAUCGGUCGCCUCAUCGCCGAGAACCUGGUGGACAACGGAGCCACGCUGCAGAUGGGCAUCGGCAACAUCCCUGACGCGGUGCUGGCCUCCCUCAAGGGCCACAAGGACUUGGGCAUCCACUCGGAGAUGUUCAGCGACGGCGUGGUGGAUCUGGUGGAGGCCGGCUGCAUCACCAACACCCACAAGAAGUACCACCCGGGCAAAAUCGUCGGCAGUUUCAUCGUCGGGACGCGGCGGCUCUUCGAUUUCGUGGACAACAAUCCCUUCGUCAUGAUGUGCGACGUGUCCUUCGUGAACAACAUCCCCAUCAUCGCGCAGAACCCGAAGGUGACGGCCAUCAACUCCUGCAUCGAAGUGGACCUGACGGGCCAGGUCGUGUCCGAUUCCAUAGGUACCCGGAUGUACUCAGGUGUGGGCGGCCAGGUGGACUUCAUAAGAGGCGCAGCCGUCGGGCGGGAUGGGCAGGGUAAGCCGAUCCUCGCCAUGCCCUCCACCACCUCGAGGGGGGAGUCCAAGAUCGUGCCAUUCCUUAAGCAAGGUGGAGGCGUGGUAACGACGCGAGCUCACCUGCACUACCUGGUGACCGAGUGGGGCAUCGCGUACCUCUUCGGGAAGAACCUGAGACAGAGAGCCUACGCACUCAUUCAGAUUUCCCAUCCCGACCACAGAGAGGCUCUCGAGAAGGCGUCUUUCGAAAGGCUGAAGUGCAUGCCGUCGCCUGAGUAGAAGGGGUAGAAGGAGGUCGUCUUAGGGUGGUGUGAGAGGGGGUCGUGUUUGUGCUAAGGGUUAGGGGAUAAGCAUAAUGUAAGGGGUUAUCCAGGGAUGAAUAUUUAUAGAAGAUUACACGCAGGCUGAGUCACAGAGACAGACGCAGGUGCAGACGUAGACACACAUGAAAAUGACACAUACGCACACGAGCACAGAAACACAAAGUCACAGACACAAACACAUUUAUUUAUAUAUAGAUUAUAACAUAUUCUUUAUUUAUGAUAUACCAUGAGCGUGAAUUCUAGUCUCCAGACGUAAUUCUAACAGAAACGGUACCGAUUCCUGCAAUGCAGUUUUCAGCAUAAUGAAAACAGUCCGUAGAAUUAAAUACAGUAUUCUCGUUACGUACAGAUGCAAUACAAAGGUGAAAGUAUAUCUCUAUCUCUGUUCUGUAUUAGUGGUCCUCGGCGGCUUUUACUUGAACCACAGUAAGAAAUUUGAAGAAACAAAUAGAAGAUAUGAAGUAAUUUGAAGUAUAUUUCUUGUUAUGGAGUGAACCUUCAGAUACUCAUUUCGAUACUGAGAAAUAAGUGUUUAUGAUGUUAAUCGAUAGUCAAUUUCCGCGAUAGGUCUCUGUCAAAAAUCGGAUUUUUUGUUUUCUUCAUUUAGAGGAAAAAAUUAUAUUUGGAUGUUCAUUAAUGUAUAAUUAGUUCCUUGUACUGGGCGGUGUAAUGAUGGCCAUUAGUUUAUAAUAUCAGGAAUGGUCCAAUUGUUAACUAAAACUAUGUGAAAACUCUUACUGGUUACACGGAAAUAUGUUCUAUCGAUUACUCUGCCAUCUAUCGGUGGGUGAUUUGCCACUCGACCAUAUCCAAUCCGGAACCAACUACCUGUGUUAUGUAGCAUUAAUUAUGUUUUAUUUCGAUUUUCAUAAAUGAUUUACAAGAAUCUUUGAUCGCCAAGGAAGGAAAUCAGUUAAGAAUUUUCUAAAAUCCUGGUUAAUGUUUAUAUUUUUUGUGUAAGGUUAAUAUUAAUUUCCUUUUGAUACCGAAAUAAGUUCUUGCUCACCCUUCUGUUGUCCAGUAGUCUUCCCAUAGAUAUUUAUUUUGUAGAUGAAAUCAAAAUGUAUUUUAGAAUAACCAUCUAUUCUGAAUUGUGAAUGUGACGUAUGGAAGCACGUGAACUAUUUGCAAGUGCUUUCUUUGUUUUACCUCAUUAUCUCUGUUUUUGAUUGCCUUAUUUUGCUGUUUUAAUUUUUUUGCAAGCCUUGUCAACUAAAUGCAUCUAGUUGCAGUAAUGAGCAACAAAGGCUGUGAUUUUUUUUUCGUAAUUGCAUCUGAUCAAGGGUGAUAUCUUGGUUGAUGCUGCUCGCUUGUCAACUUUCGCAAGUUGUUAUACUGAUAACUUAUGAAUUUUAUAUAUAAAUCAUAUAUGCCCAAGCACAUUGCCCGAGCAUAUUUGAAUGAAUGGUUGAAAACUA